Molecule: messenger RNA, 5191 nt
Organism: Eublepharis macularius
Lineage: Eukaryota; Metazoa; Chordata; Lepidosauria; Squamata; Eublepharidae
Gene: SEC31B
Product: SEC31 homolog B, COPII coat complex component
Exons: 26
Coding region: 305-3859 (1184 amino acids)
Biological process (GO): COPII-coated vesicle cargo loading; endoplasmic reticulum organization; intracellular protein transport
Cellular component (GO): endoplasmic reticulum exit site; COPII vesicle coat
Molecular function (GO): protein binding; structural molecule activity
Source: RefSeq, a predicted model, not a curated record
GCAGAGCUUGAGGCGGUAAGGGCGGCCGCGCGGGGCCGGGGCGGGUGGGCCUUCCUGACCGGCCCCGACCAGGGCAGGGCGGCGCCUCUCCGCCCCUUCGACCCAACCUCGCUCCGCAGCCCGGAAUGGGAACCCGCGGAGGGGUGUUUUCAUUCGCCUUUAAGGCGGCGCCCGCCUCGCCUCCUCCUUGCUGCCCUCGCCGCGCUCCGGUUUACUUCGUGUUUACUUCGGGCUCUGAGCUUCCUGGGCCGUCAGCUCCUCCAGAAGGGCGGAGAAUACCCUUGUAUUGUGGAGAUCUGCCACCAUGAAGCUGAAGGAGGUGGAGCGAACAGCAGUCCAAGCCUGGAGUCCUGCAAGCCACCACCCCAUCCACUUGGCAACAGGAACAUCUGCACAGCAGCUCGAUGCGUCCUUCAGUACCAGUGCCACUCUGGACAUUUUUGAAGUGGACUUCAGAGACCCCUCUUUGGAGAUGAAAUGUAGAGGCAGCCUUCCCACCUCAAAUCGAUUUCACAAACUCAUCUGGGGCAGCUUUGCCAAUGGAGGAUCUGAUUCUUUUGGAGUGAUUGCAGGCGGAAGGGAUAAUGGCGCGAUCACCCUGUAUGACGCUACUCUCAGUCUGACUUCAGCGAAAGAGCCAGUGAUCGCCCAGGUGGAGAAGCACACAGGCCCUGUUCGAGCACUCGACUUCAACCCUUUCCAGGACAACCUGCUGGCUUCUGGAGCCAACAACUCUGAGAUAUACAUCUGGGAUUUGAAUAACUUCAAUAUACCAAUGACUCCAGGGACUAAAUCACAGCCUCCAGAGGACAUCAGCGUGGUGGCCUGGAACCAGCAGGUCCAGCACAUCCUCUCCUCUGCCCAUCCCAGCGGGAAGGCUGUUGUAUGGGACCUACGGAAGAGUGAGCCCGUCAUCCAAAUCAGUGACCACAGCAACAGAAUGUGCUGCUCAGGAAUGGCUUGGCAUCCCGAAAUCGCCACCCAGCUGGUCCUCUCAUCAGAAGAUGACCGUUUGCCGGUGAUCCAGAUAUGGGACCUGCGGUUUGCCACCUCUCCCCUUAGCCAGCUGGAGGGCCACACAAGGGGCAUCUUAGCUCUCUCCUGGUGCCAAGCAGACCCUGACCUGCUGCUUACCAGUGCCAAAGACAGCCGGAUCCUGUGCUGGAAUCUCUGCACCAGUGAAGUGGUCUUUGAGUUGCACACACAGACCCAGUGGUGUUUCGAUGUCCAGUGGUGUCCUCGGAAUCCAUCUGUUUUCUCAGCUGCCUCUUUUAAUGGGUGGCUCAAUGUUUAUUCUGUUAUGGGCGGCAGCCUGGAGGCACAACAGAAAACCCAGGCUGACAAGAUCUCCUCCUCUUUCAGUCACCUGGACCCCUUUGACACAGGACAAAGCCUUCUGCCUCUCCAAGUGCCAGAACGUGUGGCUCAGACAUCCCUCAUCCCACCUUUGAAAAAGCCUCCCAGAUGGAUCCGCAGACCAACAGGGGCUUCGUUUGCAUUCGGAGGUAAAUUAAUCACCUUCGGCCGCAGCAAGGCCUUUUCACAGCCAGGGCAGCAGACGGGGCCGCAACAGGUAUUUAUCAGCCAAGUCACCACCGAGGCCGAUUUCCUGGCCCGCUCCAGGCAGCUGCUGCAGGCUCUGGAGUCAGGCAGUCUUCUUGACUUUUGCCAAAAGAAGAUCAAGGCGGCUCAGGAACCAUCUGAAGAGAACGUCUGGAACUUCCUGAAGGUGAAUUUAGAGUCGGAAUGCAGGACCAAACGGCUGAGGCUGCUGGGCUAUAACAAAGAGGACUUGCAAAAAAAGAUUGCAUUGUACUUGGAGAAUGACGUUUUGGAUAAGCAGCCUCUUCCUGAAGCUGAUGACCUUGUGCAGACCACACAAGCCAUUCUGGGCCUGAAAAGCUCCACUGACAAGGCCGGUUCCACUACACAUUUCUUUGACAACAUUCUACCGAAGGAGAAGACGAUGCUGGAAAUUCCGGUCUCAACAGACACAGAUGGGCUGAUCAGUCAAGCGCUGCUACUUGGGGACUUCCCAAGCGCCGUGGAGCUCUGUGUGAGAGCAGAUCGAUUUGCUGAUGCCCUCAUCCUUGCUAUCUCUGGGGGAGAGAAGCUGCUACAGGAGACACAGAAGAAGUACUUUGCCCAAAAGAAAACAAAGAUUUCUCCGCUUUUGUCCACCAUCGUGCUCCAGAGCUGGCAAGAUAUCAUCUGUACAUGCAACCUGCAAAGCUGGAAGGAAGCCCUGGCCAUCUUGCUGAUGUACUCCACACCCAAGGAAUACACUGAGCUCUGUGAUCUGCUGGGUGCGCGUUUGGAGUCUGAAGGAGGCGGGACCCUGUCCAAUGAAGCUUGCCUGUGUUACAUCUCCUCGGGGAAUGCUGAGAGAUUGGUGGAAUGCUGGGUAAAAAUCCAUCGCACAUUACCUCCACUGGCUCUCCAGGGUCUGAUGGAGAAGGUGAUGGUGCUGACCAGGUCUAUGGAGAUGCUGGGUGGCACCCCAGGGCUACCCCCAGGCCCGCUCUUGGCAGAGCAAAUGGUUCGGUAUGCCAGCCUGUUGGCUUCCCAGGGCUGCCUGGCAGCUGCGAUGAGCUACCUGCCAAGUACGCCUAGCCAGCCCCUGAUGGAGCAGCUCCAGGACCGUCUCUGCCAUGCACAGGGCAAAAGUGCGGCAGAGCAGCAGCCAUCUCCCAUCGCUCAGGGACAUGCCCGUGCAGGAGCACCUCAGCACCAGUACCCAGCAAGCAAGGGUGGCUCAGCUCCUGAAGAACCCAUCAGCAAAACUGGUCCCAGGCAUCUGGCCCAAGGUGCCAGCCAGCUGCCAAUCACUCCACCAGCCCUCGCUCGGCCACCUGUGCCCUCGCCCUACACACCUCCACCUGCCCCAGUAAUGCCUCUGCCCAGUGCCACCCCAGCCACUCCUGCUUUCCCCCCGAGAGGAGCACCCCCGCCUUAUUUCCGGUAUAGCUCUGGUGUCGUGCCCACUUCCGUUACUGGGCCUGCCGUGCCAUUGGCACAGCCAUUCAGCUUGCCCGGCGCCAACCUCUCUGGACCCAGCCGGCCUCUUGCUCCAUCGUUAUCUCUGGGACCCACCUUCUUGACUCCAGCAUCUGUUCCUUGUUCCCAGCUCUCUGCAGCCGGCGGCCCUGCCACUCAGGGCCAGUCUGCUAUGCUUUUCUCUCCCUUUCCUCUCAGUUGUCCAGCGGCUGUGAGCUACCCUCCGGGAGGUCCUGUUGUUCCAACUUCAAAGCCCCUGGCUGCUAGCAACCUCCCUUCACCACCCACAGCUCAGGAGUCCUGGAACAGCCCUGCUCUGAGAGGGAGCCUCCAGAGGAAAAGAAUUUCUGAGAGGUUCACCCCUCCCACCCCAAUCACGACUCCCGUAAGGAACCUCCCUGUGGAGCCUCCCGGAGGUCUUCCAGGACAGUUUUCUCCGUCCCAGGAGUUUGUUCGCGUGCCUCCAGGGACACCAACAGAAGGUGGCACGCUGCUUCAUCAACUGCCUGUGGUGCAAAUUAAGAAGAAGGAAAUUCCUCCCGAACAUCAGGUGUUGAAGACCACCUUUGAAAGGCUGGUUCAGCGCUGUUUAUCCAUUGCCACCGAUGUUAAAACCAGAAGGAAACUGGAGGAUGCAACUCAGCGGCUGGAGUGUUUGUAUGAGAAGCUGCAGGAGCAGGCCCUUUCCCAACCCAUCCUGCUGGGUCUCCAUGAGAUGGCUCGCUGUGCGGAGGCUCGCAGUUACCAACAGGCCCUAGCGGUGCACACACAGGUGGUGAGCAGCAGCAGUUUUAGUGACGUCUCUGGCUUUAUGCCCGUCCUGAAGGCUAUCCUAACCGUUGCCCAGAAGCUCAGCGUUUAGACUGAACCACCAUCCCGGUGGCCUGGAUCGUCGUGGUGGAGAGAUGGCACGGAUUGGUGGAAGUUUCUCUUUUUUGACAGUUGGAUGCUGACCCUCCUCUUGAAAGGGGCCGUGGGCACAAGUGGCGGUGGCUCAGGCCACUGCUCUUUGGCUCCGUCAAGCCAAGGUGGCAAGGAGCUGCUCUGUGGGCUGUUCUGGAGUCCUCCGCAGUCUCCUCAUUCACAAGAACCUCCUCUGGACCUCCCUCCUGGCAUGUGCUGGAGUGGCUCCACGAGCAUGUUCCUUUCACGGGUUCUUCGCAAGAAGUCCUUCAACGGGAGCUUAGGAAUUCUGCAGGAAAUACGACAAAACGCAGCGCCAGGAUGAGAGAGAACGCCAACUUCCUCGUCCCCUCCGCUUUCCGAAGCCCCUUUCCUGUUGUUCUCCGGCUUUGGGGUCAUCCUGUCUACACACACUACACACGCUGUGUGAGAUCACCUGGCCGUAUUGCAAUAAUCUCCCAGCAUGGCGGGCCUUUGGGGUAACGCUUUCAGAGGCACUUUGUAGGGCUAGCUAGCUCAUGGAAUUGUAAUGGCCAUCCUGUUUCUAUUAAUGACUGAAGUGCAUUUUUUAUUUGUGCGGUGAGGGGUCUGUAAACCAAUUCUUCGUUUGCAACCUAACAGGUCCCUUCCAGAUUGGACCUCAAGUGCCUCCCCUUUCAGUGUGGGCCUUGUUGGAGAAAAGCUUUGGGGCCAUCCCACCAGCAGCUCCUGCUUUCCCAUACUAGCCUGGGCAACCACUUCUGGUAGCGAGCACUUCUUACACCCUGGACACGUCUCCGUUGCUGCCAGGCCACAUGGGAAAUGUAGUUCCAGUUCAGUCCGUGUUGAGUUGGGUGGGCGGGCCAGGGGGCUUGCCCACUGCAGAUUUGUGCUUGUUAGCAACAGUAUUGCAAAGGGGGUGGGAUAACUUUGCAGACAGACCAGUGCAAGGAACUGCCUGUCGUUUCCUGCCCUGCCCUGUGGUCAAACUUGCUUCAUGUUUUGUGAUGAUGGUUUCAAGGGGCAGGAAGGGUUGGAAGAAUACAUUCGGUGUGUUCAAACUUGCAGGGCAGGUCACGUUUUGAAGGUCUUUCUCUCGCUCCUUGGCCUUGUUCUUUAUGCAUGAUGGUGGACUACGGUUGAGCUUACACUGAGCCUUGUGGCAUAGAAGAUGAGGACGAGUCUGAUUGUGUGUGUGGGAUUCAGCCCUCCCCUGCCUUAUGCACACACCCAGUGCCUGCUUAUUGCCAGUCUCUCCAGAUCUCUUUGAUGCACAGAUGAAAACUGAUGAAAUAAAGCUGCUUUUUGUGAA